Messenger RNA from Hypoxylon fragiforme, 1830 nucleotides. Its product is annotated as XPG domain containing-domain-containing protein. The record is from RefSeq and is a predicted model, not a curated record. NCBI's taxonomy places the organism in Eukaryota, Fungi, Ascomycota, Sordariomycetes, Xylariales, Hypoxylaceae. Bases 1 to 1830 code for a protein of 609 amino acids. The transcript has 2 exons.
AUGGGUAUUCGAGGCCUUAAUCAGGCGGUACAGCGUUAUGGCGUCUUCUCGCCCCUGAGUGGUGAUACCGUUGUUAUUGAUGGCCCUGCUCUUGUUCAUCGCAUCUCCGAUACCUGUAUAAAACAACGACCUCCUGGAAGUGGGUUCCUAUGUCAUCCUGGGUACUCUCUCCUUAGCCGCAUGGUUAUAAGUUGGCUUAAUGAGUUGAAGAGCCAUAACGUCAAUGUGCGGAGGAUAUAUUUUGAUGGUUACUUGCCUCCAAGUAAAUGGGAUGUAAGACAGGAGCGGCUUCUCCAACUAUCAGAGCAUAUGAAGACAUUGAAAUCUUCUCAACCUUCUGGGUCACCUAGGACGCCAGAAAGCGCGUUCAGCACCCUUGAGGAUGGUCUGACCUUCACGAAACUGAAUGGUCACUUCCACUCUAACAUAUUGCCGAAGCCCCCUUUCAUCAUUCCCGCCGUUCUUGAGGCCUUGAAGCACAAUCAAGUCUGGGGCCCUCUAGUCUCGGUCGUGCCUGGGGAAGCUGAUGUGUUCUGUGCACAAGACAUCCGGGAAAAUGGUGGUACUUUACUAACAAACGAUUCCGACUUGCUCAUACAGGAUCUUGGAGCAACGGGGUGUGUAUCAUUCUUCUGGGAUAUUGUCCCGGUAAGCCCUUCCUCUAAGGGGCUCGGCAUGACAUCAUGCAAAUUGUCGCUUCGUGAGAUCAAUGAUCGAUUAGGCUUGACCAAUAUUGGGGGUCUCCGUCGCGUCGUCUUCGAGAAAGAGAAAGGCAGAAUGAGGUUUAGUAAGGCCUUCCAAUACGCUCGAGAUAGCCAUGAAGACACGCUGAAUUCUUUGGAGUACCAGAGCUUCAUAAAAGAGCUUGAGUUGAAGGUAUAUAUACCAAACGAACAUCCGGUACUUGGCGUUCUCUCUAGCCUCGACCCUAGGAUAUCAGAGGUUGUCGUUCAGGCUUUGCUUCUAGAAGACCCAGGAGUGGAGUCUUUAACGUCCGACACAAAAACAUCACGAGGUCCAGAGACAUUAUCAAUUUUUCUACCAAUAUUAAUAGAGGAUCGCGAUAAGAAAAGCACGUGGACAGUAAGCACAAAUGUUCGGCAAAUCGCGUACAGCAUGCUUCAAAAGUUUAUGCGCUAUAAAACGAGCAAUAUUAUCGAGUACCGCACAUUAGACCCAUCAACAACGUUGGCUGGCCGGAAAAUUGAGAUUCCUGAUCUAGAAGAGAUGAUCAACGGUUGUGCUCAGUUACUACUUACAUUGGACAAGUUAUCACGAGGUUUGCCGUCUCCAGACAUGCAAUGGUUUGCGUUUGCAGUGUAUCAGGACUUUGAGUGGUCCACGUCAGAAGAGCGUUCGCCUCUAGCAGCCACGCUCAUCGGUGAGAUAACGAGGCAACCUGAAAAUACAGAAGAGUACUCGUGGGCCUUAAUACACUUUACCGCUCAAGUCCAAGCGUGCCUUUACUCACUUAGAUUAGCGAAGCAAAUCUUGGACGUUGUUCGAUUUCUGGGUCAAGAUCUUCCAAGACUAGUCCAAGAAUUGCACAACCGUCUCGCAUCACUUCCUCUCAUUGAUGCCUGGCCUGCCGUGGAACAGGUUUUUGAUCAGCUAUCCGAGUUUAGCAAUGUGGGUGGAUUCGAAACAAUCACGAGUAUCCUUGGAAUCCCCAGCAUCAAAACGACAGAACUUCUCUCACGACACACGUCAGGAAGGGAGAAAAGGAAGCAAGACAAUGAAAUGAGUUCCCGGAAAGCACGCCAGAAAUAUGUUAAGAGGUCACCUUCUAUCAACCCCUUCGCUGUUCUCAGUGAAGCAAGUCAAGAUUGA